CGGGAUGCUGAGAGCGGAAGCGGGCUGACAUAGCCGGAAGGGGAAGUCUUCUCCGGCUGUGUUGUUGAUGUCUUUUGGCCGCUGCUCCUGCUUUGGCGGUUGAGGGGACCGUUCGUGGAAGGAUGGUGUGCGAAAAAUGUGAAAAGAAACUCGGCAGAGUUAUCACUCCUGAUACAUGGAAAGAUGGUGCACGGAACACCACAGAAAGUGGAGGAAGGAAGCUGAAUGAAAACAAAGCUUUGACUUCAAAAAAAGCAAGGUUUGAUCCGUAUGGAAAGAAUAAGUUCUCCACUUGCAGAAUCUGUAAAAGUUCUGUACACCAGCCAGGUUCUCAUUACUGCCAAGGCUGUGCCUACAAAAAAGGCAUCUGUGCAAUGUGUGGCAAAAAGGUCUUGGAUACCAAAAACUACAAACAGACUUCCGUCUAGAUGUUCUGCUGAACUCUCUGGCUUUCUAUGGUUGUACUUUCUGCUUUGACUUUUCAAGUUGUAACACAGAUGUUCCAUCUUGCAGAAUAACCUGGUUCAAGAUGAAUGAUUCAAUCUAAAGCAGGAAGUUGAUUCAUUUGUUCUCCUGAAACUCUGAACAGCAAUGAUAUAACCAGUCUUCUGCCUUAAGUGGUUAUUUUCCUUGUGAGCAUUUUACUGAACCAGAAUAAGUGACAAAAUUAAUGAGAAAACAUAUUCCUGAGUUCUGUAUGCACUUUCAAUUUAACAUUAUUCAUAUAACUCUUAUCUGGCCCUUGUAUUUUAUUUAUAGAUGCUGCAAAUGUGAAAUUACUGAUGCUUUGCUCUGAAUUUGACAUUCAGACUGUUUUCCUCCCUUCCUCACAGAUGUCACAGUUCUUAGAAUCAGCAGUCCUUGGUUAAAUGCAUUUUCAUUAGCUACAAAUAUUCAAGGCCAUUAUUGCUGAAUGGUUCCUUAGUAACCAGUCCUGCCACAAGUCAAACAAGUUACAUUUUUUUUUUAUUUUAAAUUUGUUGUUGAAGCUAAAGUGCCAGUUCCUUUUAGCUGUGAACAGGAGCCCACGGAGUGCCCCUUUCUCCAGCCGAGUGCCCUGUAUUUCAGAGAGAUGCACUCUGUCAACAUCAUCUUAAGUUCAGGUUGUCAUGGAAGCUGGGGCGUGGGGGCAGUGUCGUUCAUAUGAGAAUGAAGGUUUCUGCUUGGGAGUGUUCUUUGAAGCAGGAAACAAACCCUUUCUUAACCUCUUUACCACCCCCACCCAAGAAACCAAUAAAACAAACAGCUUGGCUCUG
This is a messenger RNA of Alexandromys fortis (reed vole), 1256 nucleotides long. It is a transcript of the gene Cript, whose product is annotated as CXXC repeat containing interactor of PDZ3 domain. The record is from RefSeq and is a predicted model, not a curated record. Gene Ontology annotation, biological process: cytoplasmic microtubule organization. NCBI's taxonomy places the organism in Eukaryota, Metazoa, Chordata, Mammalia, Rodentia, Cricetidae. The coding region runs from base 123 to 428 and encodes 101 amino acids. Gene Ontology annotation, cellular component: dendrite. Gene Ontology annotation, molecular function: microtubule binding; PDZ domain binding. The transcript is spliced from 5 exons.